Messenger RNA from Caenorhabditis briggsae, 936 nucleotides. Gene Ontology annotation, biological process: embryo development. Lineage: Eukaryota; Metazoa; Nematoda; Chromadorea; Rhabditida; Rhabditidae. Bases 1 to 936 code for a protein of 311 amino acids. The transcript has 3 exons. The record is from RefSeq and is a predicted model, not a curated record.
AUGUCUUCUUUCAAACUACUAAAGUACCCCACAUUGGUCCAGAAGGAAAUUAUUGAGGAAAUGAAUAUCCGAGAAAGAUUUUUCUUCUCGGCUCUAUCCGCCAAUGCUUGCUCACGAUUCAUGCAUCUCGGAGUUCGAAAAAUCGUAGUGUACGACAUGCAGCUUAAUGUAUCCCGUACAAACACCGAGAUUCGAUUGAACACGUCUUCUGGAUAUCUGUCUUUUAAUAUUUUCUACUAUACGAAGCUAGAUCAUAUGAUGAACUUUAGACUUGACAAAACGUCAGUUCCAGUCUCCGUCGGUGAAUACAGCUGCCAGUUUUCUUUCGCUGACUAUUCUGCCGGAAAGAUGAAGGCUGUCGUGGAGCUCAUUGGAAAAUUGACGAAGCAGUUAUCGUGCAUUUCGAAUAUUGAAUUGUGUAACAUUAAAUAUACUCAUCCGGUUACAUCGCUUUUCCCGAAUCUUCAUGGAAUUCAAAAGUUUGGUAACGUCGACAUUUGUAAUUACGCGGGAUCCGAAAAGGGAGUGAAACUCACCGCGGAAGACUUUGACGUCAUCUCGAACUCGAAAUUCGUGAAAAUUCUAUGCUCGAUAUCUGGAGUACAGAAGACAGUGAAUACUUUCUUGAAAGCAUGGAUUUCUGGGAACCACACAGCCUCGGGCAUUGCUCACUUUUAUGCCAUCAUGCAUUCUAAUAAAAAAAUCACGGAAUUCUUCACAGGAAUCGAGACGACCGUAUCGACAACAACGGUCGCGGAGAUUAAUUCAAUCAAAAACGAAUGGCUAGAUCAGUGGACAGUGUUUGACGGCACAGUGGACAUUCAUCGGCAAUCCGACCAGAUGAGAGCUACUGUCGCAUUCCACAAUACAGGCCAUAGGGUCCUUUUUGUAGUUUGGAAUGAGGAAAAUUUGGCCAAACUUCCAAGAACACAAUAA